Penicillium macrosclerotiorum is the source of this 546-nucleotide messenger RNA. RefSeq lists its product as uncharacterized. Lineage: Eukaryota; Fungi; Ascomycota; Eurotiomycetes; Eurotiales; Aspergillaceae. The transcript has a single exon. The record is from RefSeq and is a predicted model, not a curated record. The coding region runs from base 1 to 546 and encodes 181 amino acids.
AUGGUUUCUUCACCCCGAAGCAAUCUCCUCCUUCGGGCACCCCUGCUGUCCAUGUACGAUGGUACUGCGGGGUUUUCCCAGAUUUUCGAGCCCAUUACCCUACGCUCGACCACGUUCCAGAACGGCAUCUGGGUGUCCCCCAUGUGCCAAUACUCUAUUCCCCAGAAUGGCGAGUUGACAUCCCAGACAAAGAAGCCACUGGGCGGGCGCAAACGACCAAGCCUACUGCAAAAUUGUACGAAGGUUGGCUUCAUCUCGGGGAACAAACCGAAUCCCAAACUUUUUCGGGAUGUUGAGAAGCUUUGCAGGGGUCGUUGCGAAGGUCUUGUCACUGGACAGCGGUGGGUUCUCGUCCUCAGUCAACAUUUGGUACGCCACAAUCAGACGCAGCAGGAGACCAUAGAUGAUCCGAUUGGAGAUCUGCCCCGUAGGACAGAUACGACUGCCGACGCCGCAGGGGUAAUGGGGCAUGCCAGGCCCGUCCAGUUGGCUGUCAGUGAUAGCGCAACGCGGCAGUGCGAAAUAAGUGAUCACCCAAUUCCGUAA